AUGGAUUCAGGGGAUGGACUCCCUGUUUCUGCUGAACCAGGACUGACUCAUGACAACCUUGUAUCCCUAACGUCGGUCAGGCCAAAAGCCUGCAAUCAAGUGACUGGGAGGUGCAAGGGAGGCGGUUUGGAGUCGCCUCCAACAAAGAAUCUCCACAUGUCCACUUCGGGAGAACGGAAGUUCUCCCAAAAACUCAUGGGACUAGAGACUUGCAACCUGCGCAUGGGAACAUGCGACAGUAGAGGUGUUGGUGGAGUUGGCGUCCUCGUCAACACGAGUAUGGCAAAGAACAUCGACUCUUUCGAACAACUUACGACCCGAAUCGGGCAUCUGCAGAUGAGAAGAUGUGGUCCAAUACUAGCUUUGACUAUCUUCGUCGCUUACGCUCCAACAUCAAGCUACGAUGAAGAAGAAGUCGAAGCUUUCUAUAUGGACCUGGAGAAGUUCUAUCGAGAAGAUCAUGCCCUCUACAAAGUCAUAAUUGGCGAUUCCAACGCCAAAAUUGGCCCAAGAAGAACGCCGGAGGAACUUCACAUCGGGACCCACGGUCUGCAAUGGAAUGGCCAGGGGGAGAGACUCUUCGAGAUCAUCAUGGUGACUAAGACCAUCCAUGGAAACUCGCAAUUCCAUAAGUCCUCUCUACGCUGGACGUGGGAGUCAUCCGGUGGAGGGUACCGUAAUGAAAUAGACCACAUCAUCGUCAAUAAAAGGUUCUGCCUGACGAACGUCGCUGUUGUACCAAAGUUCAAUACGGAAUCGGACCAUCGCCUCCUCCGAGGAAGAAUUUCCUUCACAAGGAGAGCAGAAAAAGCCGCCAAGUUGAGAGGGAGAAAUCCCAGGACUAUCAUCAGCUGGGAUCUCUUCGCUACGGUAACCGGCUUUUGGAUUCCGAUUUCCGCAAUGGACAACAUCAACGAGGAAUAUGACCGGCUCGUUGAACACCUUCACGACUGUGCGAAGAAGGCUGAGAGAUUUAAAACAACCAAGGGACGCCUGUCUCUUGAAACUCUUGAAGAGGCGACAAAGGAAGACCUCAAGGAGAGAAGAGCAGAAGUGCUGGCUGAAGCUGCAGAGGCGGGGAAAAGCAUCCGCAUCAUCCGUCGAGACUUCGCCAGUCGCAAGACAAGGAUGACUGCUCUCCGAAACCCGAGGGGAACAACCACUGCAUCGAGAAGGGGGAUGGAGAAAAUCAUCUACGACUUCUAUUCUGAUCUCUUCGACAGCCAUGUCCACUUACCUCCUCACCAUCUGAGGGAAGCGGUCGUGGAAGUCAUUCCAGAGGUUCUCCCGUCCGAAAUACGACAUGCUAUCAUGCCAGUAAGAAAUCGUACGGCACCCGGUCCCGACAACCUUCCGCUAAUACUCAUCAACACCCUGGCAAGGCUCUUUACACGUUACCUGUCGGAAUGCAAGGUUCCUAAACAGUGGAAGACCAGCAAGACCGUGUUGCUGUAUAAAAAGGGAGAUCCACAUGACAUCGGCAACUAUCGCCCAAUCUGCUUACUGUCCGUCAUCUACAAGCUCUUCACAAGGGUAGUCCUUAAUAGGAUUGAAAGGUCUUGGAUGAAGGACAGUCAUGCGAACAAGCAGGGUUUCGAAAAGGAUUCAGCACGAUUGACCAUAUUCACACUGUUUCGAGACUCAUCGAGACGGAAGCGGUCGUGGAAGCUUUGGACAACCAAGGCGUUCCCACUCAGUAACAUAGAGGUAAUUCGAGAGUUGUACAGUAACUUCACGACCGGAAUUUCGCCAUUCUACAAGAAUAUCGUCAUUGACGUGAAGAGGGGGGUCCGACAGGGUGAUACAAUUUCACCCAAAAUAUUCACAGCCACCCUCGAGAACGCAAUGCGAAAGUUGGAAUUGGACGACAUGGGAGUGAAGGUUGAUGGUCGGCAGCUACACCAUUUGCGCUUUGCUGACGACAUCGUACUUAUAACACCUAGCAUCAGCCAAGUGGAACGACUGCUGACCGAAUUCGACGAAACAUGUGGAUGCAUAGGUCUUCAGCUGAAUCUACAAAAGACGAUGUUCGUGCGGAACGGAUGGGUCUCGAAUGCCCCAUUCAAGCUCAACGGAACAAGCAUAUCCGAAUGCAUCAGCUAUGUUUAUCUGAGUCGGGAAUUGAACAUGAUGAACGACCUGACCCCCGAGCUGGGCAGGAGGAGACGAGCGGCUUGGGGAGCGUACAAGAGCAUCGAGGAUGUAGUGAAGAAGACCAGGAACACCCGGCUCCGUGCUCACCUCUUCAACACCACCGUACUUCCUGCUUUGACCUAUGCUUCGGAAACCUGGGCAUUUCGCAAGCAGGAAGAAAACGCGGUGAGCGUCAUUGACCUCGCAAUUGAGAGAGUGAUGCUAGGAGUAUCCCGUUUCACGCAAGUGAGGGGCGGGAUUCGAAGUUCUCUCCUACGUCAGCGAUCGAGGAUCAGAGACGCCGCCGCGUUUGCCAAGGAAAGUAAAAUAAGGUGGACCGGACACGUGAUGCACUUUAACGACAACAGUAGGACCAGAGCCGUGAGCGACUGGGUUUCCCGCGAUAUUAAGCGCACUACAGGAAGAACGCCGACCCGAUGGUCAGAUUUCUUCACGAAGUCCUUCAAAGAAAAUUAUGAGGCUUUUCUUGUCCCACGCAAAAGGAAGAACCACUGGGCGACUCUGGUACGCGAUCGGGACAAAUGGAAAAAUUACUGGCGCCCGCUCGACCAGUUCGAAGGUCAACGGGAGUCAAGGUGA
Necator americanus (New World hookworm) is the source of this 2733-nucleotide messenger RNA. RefSeq lists its product as uncharacterized. The transcript is spliced from 4 exons. The record is from RefSeq and is a predicted model, not a curated record. Lineage: Eukaryota; Metazoa; Nematoda; Chromadorea; Rhabditida; Ancylostomatidae. Bases 1 to 2733 code for a protein of 910 amino acids.